Messenger RNA from Orycteropus afer afer, 2226 nucleotides. Lineage: Eukaryota; Metazoa; Chordata; Mammalia; Tubulidentata; Orycteropodidae. The record is from RefSeq and is a predicted model, not a curated record.
AUGGAUCACGAAGCAAUGGACUAUAAUCUGCAGGAGCAGUCAGAUCAUCCUGCUGCACAAGAACUUCCUCCUGCUGAAGUGGUCAGCAGCCAAGCAGAACCGCCCGUGUUUCCGCCUGCACCACAGGAGUCCAUUGAUCUGACAGAGGACACAGAGCUCUCAGGAGACGAGAGAGUAGAGAACAUCAAUCCAGGAGCAUCAGAGGAAGAUAGGCAGGGAUCUGGUGCUAAUGCCAACAUCCGUAUGUCUUCACUAGAGUCAAUGAACACCUUCAUCAGCGGGCUACAGAGGCUGCAUGGCAUGCUGGAAUUCCUGAGACCUCCAUCUUCAAACCACAACGUGGGCCCAGUGAGAGCAAGAAGGAGAACAGGUUCUACUCCACGCCGGGCAAGGCCUAGUGGGUCUCAGAGGACAGACAAUACCAGAUCAAGAGUACCUUUGGCUGCUUUCUUCCAAGUGAGCAGGACUCAGCCUCAGUUGCCAGCCAACUCUUACCCAGAAACUAGGAAUCCGGUCUCUGAAGAUUUACAGGUGUCCAGUAGUUCCAAUUCUGACAGUGACAGCCCUGAGGAGGAUGAAGAGAUUGUCCAGGAAGAGGAACCUGGAGUUGUUAUUUUGGAAGAGCCACCAGGAAGUACCCCAGCGGAGCCCGAAGUUCCCCGUAUUGAUGGAGGAGAGGUCCCUCCAGAGCAGUCUCUCCAAAGCACUGAUCCCCCUCCUCUUCCUCCUCCUCAGCCCGCGGAUGAGGACGAUGGAGACACUUGCACAGUAUGUUUCGAGCCGUGGACCAAUGCUGGAGACCACCGGCUCUCAGCCUUACGUUGUGGGCACCUAUUUGGGUAUAGAUGCAUAUCUAAGUGGCUCAAAGGACAAGUACGAAAAUGUCCCCAGUGCAACAAGAAAGCCAAGCACAGUGACAUCGUUGUCCUCUAUACCAGAACCUUGAGAGCUUUGGACACUAGUGAACAGGAACGCAUGAAAAGUUCCUUACUGAAGGAGCAAAUGAUAAGGAAGCAAGCAGAGUUAGAAUCGGCUCAGUGCCGGCUCCAACUUCAGGUCCUCACAGAAGAAUGCACUAAGCUUCGUGGUCGUGUCCAGGAAUUGCAAAAACUUAUUGUACAGCAUCGAGGUCAAAUUUUGCAGCACCCCAGGAGCUCCCAAACAAGUUUCAUAGGCUGCACAGCCACCAGCCAGGGCCAGCACAAGUAUCAUUUCCAGAAGACCUUCACCAUAUCUGAGAUAGGGAACUGCCGCACCAUGGCGUACUGUGAUGCUUUGAGCUGCCUGGUGGUGUCACAGCCUUCUCCUCAGGCCUCCUUCCUGCCAGGCUUCGGUGUUAAGAUGUUGAGUACUGCAAACAUGAAAAGCAAUCAGUACAUUCCAAUGCAUGGCAGGCAGAUUCGCGGAUUAGCUUUCAGCCCUCGGUCUCAGGGCUUGCUGCUCUCUGCUUCCCUGGACAGCACUCUGAAACUGACUAGCCUGGAGACAAAUACUGUAGUCCAGACCUACAAUGCUGGGCGUCCUGUCUGGAGCUGCUGCUGGUGUCUGGAUGAAAAUAAUUACAUUUAUGCUGGAUUGGCCAAUGGUUCAAUUCUCGUCUAUGACCUACGAAACACAGGCUGCCAUAUCCAGGAACUAGUGCCUCAGAAAGACAGAUGCCCGUUGGUGUCCCUGUCGUACAUACCUAGAGCUGCCUCAGCUGCAUUUCCAUAUGGUGGAGUACUGGCUGGAACUUUGGAGAAUGCUUCCUUCUGGGAGCUAAAAAUGGGCUUUUCUCAUUGGCCUCACGUUCUGCCCUUAGAGCCAGGGGGCUGCACAGACUUUCAGACAGAGAGUGCCACUCGGCACUGUCUUGUGACCUACAGGCCCGAUAAAAACCACAGCACCUUACGAAGCGUGCUCAUGGAAAUGUCCUACAGUCUGAAUAAUGCUGGAGAACCCAUCUGCUCGUGCCAUCCUGUACAGACAUUUUUAGGGGGCCCCACUUGUAAACUACUGACCAAAAGUGCUGUUUUCCAAAACCCAGAGAACAAUGGCCGCCUUCUGGUGUGUUCUGGGGAUGAGUCAUCAAAUUCUGCCCUGCUGUGGGAUGCUAGCAGUGGCUCCUUGCUACAGAAACUGCAGACUGAUCAGCCCGUCUUGGACAUCUGCCCAUUUGAGGUGAACCAUCACAACUACUUGGCUACCUUAACAGAGAAGAUGGUCCACAUUUAUAGGUGGGAGUGA